AUGGAUGACGUUUACAAGGGUAAGAGACUGACUUCAUUCCUUAGCCGCGAUCGUAUCGGCUGACAUGAUCUCACUUCCGUUCGUCAUAGCCGAGUCGAUGUGGCAAAAUGAGGCAGCCCCGCAGCCUCGCACGACCUUCGAAACCCGAGCGCGAUUUGAGCCCCAGCAUCAAGAUAUCGAGCAAGGGAUGCCGAGCUAUCCCUAUGAGCCAGUGUCGAUGUAUGAACCAAGCCAGGAGGCUACUUAUGCAUCCAUGUCCGAACCCACGUUUGCCGACCACGACGACUUCUUGAGAGCACCUGCGGCGGCGCCAAACUGUGCACUCUCGGGCGCGACCUCGAGCCCAUCCCCACCUCAACCGUGGACCGAAGACGAAGACUUCAACCUCAUCUAUGCGAUUUUAAUUCAUGGUGAAACGAACUGGGAACGUGUCAUGAGCGAACAAGCCGCCGAUAUUGGUAAUCCGGCGCAAGGGCACACUGAAGGGGAAUUUCCGAUCAAGUAUCUUCCUGCUUUGCGAGAACGACGCUCGACGGAAGAGGCGAUGUCGAGGUGGACGACUUAUUGGAGCUCGCGAAUCAUCGAGAUUGAAGGUGAGAUGACUGUCGGUGUCCCAGUUGAAGCUGACACAUAAACACUCACGUAUGUCCCUCCAUUAGGUCACAACUACCGCUUCUCUGACUUGUUCGCUCGCUCGCAAGAAGUCACGGGAGAUGGUUUGAACCACCUGUAUCGCGACGUCGACAUGUACAUACCAUAUCGACCUUCCGGAUCGUCGCUUAUUUCGUCUUCCCCAGCGUCACUCGCACCGAUCUCAGCUUUCAGCUCCGGCUCAGGGGACUCCGGAGCAAGACCUGGCUUUGCUCCACCUUUUCGAGCUCGCUCGAAGUCACUGGGCACCACCGACUCCAUCAACGUUCCCCUCACGCUCGCUCAGGGUUCAGCAAGCCUAUCCACGUCCUCUGCAAACAGCACACCAGUCCUCGUCCCCGCGUCCCCUCGACGUCGAACGGCGCUCGGUCCUUUGCGCGAAGGAGCUCGUGAGCGCCGACAGGGGCUCGGUCGUCAUUCACCACUUUCGUCAUCGCCGCUCAAACAAAUCAUUUGUGGAUACGACGAGGAAAAUCCGGCUUCCUCGACUAAAGGCGAAGAAGAGAAUCAACCCGCAAUAUGCGGCUGA
Microbotryum saponariae is the source of this 1180-nucleotide messenger RNA. Lineage: Eukaryota; Fungi; Basidiomycota; Microbotryomycetes; Microbotryales; Microbotryaceae. The record is from the annotation of a GenBank genome assembly.